Closterium sp. Yama58-4 is the source of this 1116-nucleotide messenger RNA. Lineage: Eukaryota; Viridiplantae; Streptophyta; Zygnematophyceae; Desmidiales; Closteriaceae. The record is from the annotation of a GenBank genome assembly.
AUGCAGAAAAUCCCGAACCGCUGUCGCAGCUUCCCGAUUGGUCUGGAAUCACCUACACGCGGCUUCAGCUACGUCCAGAGCCACAAUUACCGCCACGUGUCGAGCACCUAUUGGUGGAACGAGAAGGCCGCGUUGUGGAUGUGGUGGCUGAAUCACUCGACCUUCCAACAGCAUACUUACCUCCGAGUUCAUGUGCAUCCUAAACGAUUCCCAAUGUGCUACAGCUUUGACUGGCGAAAGUCAGUGAUUGUUAACGAGGAUGAUUAUGUGGUAAUUGAUAAGCCAUACAACGUUCCUGUGGGCGGCACAGUGGACAACCUGCUGGAGUGUUGCGCCUACUUUGGAGGGCAGGCCGUGGGGCUCGAUCGCCCGCUGCAGCUCACCCACCAGCUCGACCUCUGCACGCAAGGCUGUGUGGUGAUGGCCAAGAACCGUCAGUUCGCCAGCCAGUUCAACCAGCUGCUUCAGGGUCGCAAGGUUCGCAAGCUGUACAAGGCCCUGACCGCCUCUGCUCCUGCUCCGGGCAGGCACAUACAUUUCAUGCUGCCCGACCCGUACUCCCCGAAGAUUUUGACACGAGAAGCCAUGCCAGGCUGGCAGCCCUGCGAGCUUGUGAUUCGUCGAGUGGAAGAGGUGGCAUGGCCUGCUGAUUCUGCGCUGGCUGCUGCUGACGUGGACUGCUCCUAUUGGCCAGCUGCUGACGUGGCAUACGAGUGCCUAGUGGAGCUUAUCACAGGGAGAACACACCAGCUUCGAGCACAGUUUGCAGCGCUGGGCACGCCGCUCAUCGGUGACACCAUGUACGGGCCGGCCCAAGCCCAGCAGGCCGCACCUAUGGUCCUCAAAGCAACCAUCUCCCAUGGCCGUGGUUCUGCUGAUGCGAGGGGGAGUGGAGUUGGGGAUCACUCAUAUGAUGGCAGAGAGAGGAGAAAGGCACUGGUGGAUGCAGAGGUGCUAUCGCAGGCCAAGCACCUGUUUGGGCCGGCUCCAGAAGCAGCUAUUGGCUUGCAGGCGUUUUCUGUGAGAUGGGAGGAGCAGGUGGAAGAAAACAAGGGGCGGGUGAGAACUGUUUAUAAGGAGUAUGAGGCUGGUAAACCGUGGUGGGGAGAGGGUUGA